GACCAUUUUUCCAACUCACUUCGUUAACCGUCGAGUACGAUUCCUUCAGUCGCCGAGUUUUAUGUUGAGGAACUUGAGACCUGACUUAUUUCAAUCAUCACUUUCGAGACCUUAUGCAAACUCUUCACCUUCCCCCCACACGUCUCCCGAAGAGACUGCUAUAUUGGCAAACAUAAUUGUAACUGGCCUUGUUGGUCUUAUAUCAGUGGACCUUCUAUAUGCUUGGUACCGAAACGGAUGUAACGAACGUCUUCUCAACGAAACUGUGGAAAAGGGAACUCGACCUGAAAUUGAUGUUUUAAAUGAUGAGCUUGUUUCUCGACCUCUAGUUGUAGAUCGCCUUAAAAAAAUUUUUCAACCGCACAGAAAUCAAUCAUUUUAUCAUAUGGUUUGCGGCGAACAUGGAACUGGGAAAACUACAUUAACCAGGAUUGCAUCGAGAGAAGUUGGGCAGGGUGUCAUAUAUGUUGAUAUUCCUGCUGAUAUUGAAGACUUUGGUAAAGCAUUUGGAAGAGCCCUUAACUUUGCGUUUGAGGAACAUAUUUCUUGGACGCGGAAAGUCUUAGGCGACACUAAUAUGAGAUUCGAGGAUCCCAAGUGGAAGAGAGCCAUGGAAGCCUUUAAACGUGCUUCUGCCGUGUACAAAAAGAAGCAUAAUAAACCACCGGUUAUCGUUUACGAUAAUGUUAGCCGAUUGGUUCACAAAAAUCCGAAAAUCCUCGACAUCCUUCAAGAUGAUGCUAAAAAGAAUGCCGAUGACAGAAAAUAUAUCGCUGUGUUUGUCAGCAGUGAAGGUUCGGUGCCUAGAAGAAUGGAAACGCGUAGUGCCUGGUCACGUGCAAAACCUGUGGUGGAAAUUGGUGACCUUAGCAAGGAAGAAUCAAUGACAUAUCUGACUAAGAAGCGCAAUAUCAAUGAAGUAGAUGCGAAAAAACUAUAUGAAUUGGUUGGUGGUCGCUUUUUAGAUCUGAAGACUGUGGCGGAUGACUUCUUGGCUGGACAAUCCUCUGAAGUCAUUAAACAGCAAGUCUUAACCGAAGUUGAGAAAAAAUUCCAAUCUGCACGACUCCUUCCAAAGGAUCCACGUUACGAAGUAGGAAAGAGUAUCAUCAAUGAUUUGUUAAAGUCUAAGGAACUUAGCUUUUUAGAAUUUAAGUUACAUUUCGACGAGAAUGAUGAAUUAAAUGAAGUGUUGGGAAGCAACAUAUUUGCUUAUCACCCGGAAAAAAACACCGUGAGCUUCCAAUCUCAAUCGGUAAAAUAUUAUAUUCUUGAAAAGGCAGACAUAUUCAUUAAAAAAUAG
This is a messenger RNA of Acaulospora morrowiae, 1303 nucleotides long. Lineage: Eukaryota; Fungi; Glomeromycota; Glomeromycetes; Diversisporales; Acaulosporaceae. The record is from the annotation of a GenBank genome assembly.